CCUGUAUCUAAGUGUUGCGAUUGGUGUAUGGAUUCCAACCAGCGAGUCUUGGUCUUAUCAUCGAAUACCCCGACAAGGGGGCAAUUUCCCCUGUGAAGUGCCAGGCACGUUCCCACACCCUUCCCCAAUCAUGUACAUAAGGUGUGUCCGGAUUCGAGGGAGGUUAUAUCAAUAUAUCUUUACCUGUCCACAACCGAGCUCAAUAUUCAACCCGGCGACUUUGAAAUGUGUUUUGAGAGGAACAAUCACUGAAGCCCCUACCACAAUCGAGCCUCCAACAACCACAACGCCCGUGACGACUCCUGGUGUAUUCACUACAACCACGACCGGACCCUCCACUACGACCGAAAUUUCCACCACGACCGGACCCUCAACGACGACCGGACCCUCAACGACGACCGGACCCUCAACGACGACCGAAAUUUCAACCACCGGACCUUCCACCGAAAUUUCGACCACGACCGGACCCUCAACGACGACCGAAAUUUCAACCACGACCGGACCCUCAACGACGACCGAAAUUUCCACCACGACCGGACCCUCAACGACGACCGAAAUUUCUACCACGACCGGACCCUCCACCACGACCGGACCCUCCACCACGACCGAAAUCUCAACUACUACCGAACCCUCCACAACUCCCUAAUAAUAUUAGA
Folsomia candida is the source of this 656-nucleotide messenger RNA. RefSeq names its product integumentary mucin C.1-like. The coding region runs from base 131 to 646 and encodes 171 amino acids. The record is from RefSeq and is a predicted model, not a curated record. The transcript is spliced from 3 exons. Lineage: Eukaryota; Metazoa; Arthropoda; Collembola; Entomobryomorpha; Isotomidae.